UAAGUAAGGACCAUCGUAUAGAUCCAAGAACGCAAAGCGACAGUUCGUGAAUGAACGGUCCUCGACAAUGCCGAAAAACCAGGGCGCGGUCGAAAAAUACAGAUGGGGGGGUUGUUGUACCCCCCGUGACGUAGGUGUCCCAUGUCGUCGUUUUUACCACCACCUUUUGUCACCAGAAAACGAGGCGUGAUCUUGUGUAUGGAUAUCGUUGCAUAAUAUUUAAUGCAUUUGGUAUAUAAACCAGCCGGGUCGCUGGACCAAACAUCAAUUCAGUUUCAGUUUUCAUUUAGACUCGUUUUAUCGAUUCACUUCGUCCGUUUGCAAUCAUGAUCGCCAAGGUAGUCUUCGCCGUAGCCGCUUUGAUGGUGGCCGUAGAUGCCAGGCCCGGCUUGGCCCCUGCUGCAAUUUUGACCCACACCGCCCCUGCAGUUGCCGUUAAAGCCGAGCCCUACGAUCCUCAUCCCCAGUACAACUUCGCUUAUGGAGUACAGGACCACUCCACCGGUGACAUCAAAGACCAAGAAGAAUCCAGAGACGGCGACGUAGUAAAAGGCAAAUACAGUCUCGUCGAACCCGACGGCAGCAAACGUACCGUAGAAUACACCGCUGAUCCAGUCAACGGAUUCAACGCCGUCGUUCACAAGGAAACGCUCACCCACCCUGCACGAGUCGCCGUUGCUCACGCUCCAGUCGCUGUAGCCCACACUCCGGUCGCUGUAGCCCACGCUCCAAUUGCGGUAGCCCACGCACCAAUCGCUGUAGCUCACGCGCCCAUCACCUACGCUCACGCUCCCGCUGCCAUCUCCCACUCCUCGAUCACCACGUCGCACAGCGCUCCAGUGGCUUACGCCGCUCCAGCGUACACCUUUGCUCACGCGCCUGUUGCCGUAGCCCACGGACCAAUCGCCUAUGCUCAUGCCCCCGCCUACGCCUACUUGCAUUAAGGUAUUAUGUGUUUAUUAUAUCGUUUUUGUUUGAGUAAAUCCGUUUUUUUCUCAACAAGGCGUCAAGUAGAAGGUUGUCAAGCGCUUUGUUGGUGAACAAGACGGAUGUACUCGCUUUUGGUUAUUGCUCUUAUUCGUUUCAUGCAUGUAUGUAAAUAGUCAUCGUUCUGCAUUUUGCCAUUUUUGUAUACGACUCUGUAGAUAUAGGGACAUUAAAGUUUUGUUCAUUGAA
This is a messenger RNA of Coccinella septempunctata (seven-spotted ladybird), 1176 nucleotides long. Its product is annotated as larval cuticle protein A2B-like. The record is from RefSeq and is a predicted model, not a curated record. NCBI's taxonomy places the organism in Eukaryota, Metazoa, Arthropoda, Insecta, Coleoptera, Coccinellidae. Gene Ontology annotation, cellular component: extracellular matrix. The coding region runs from base 327 to 944 and encodes 205 amino acids. The transcript is spliced from 3 exons.